AUGGGCAGUCGACCUACGCUUAUGAUCGCCGAUCCGGAGCUCAUAAAGACAAUGAAUAUAAAGGAUUUCCACGUAUUUGUCAAUAGAAAUGAUUUCACAUUUGGAGACCCACUGCAAGACCGGUCACUGUUUAACCUGAUUGGAGACGAGUGGAAGACUAUGCGAUCGAUUAUAAGUCCGACGUUUUCGAGCGGAAAGAUGCGAUCAAUGCAUCCCAUUAUCAUUGAUUGUGUCCACAAACUGGUGGAUAAUCUGCGGCCAAAAGCCAUGUCUGGAGAAGACGUGGAGAUGAAGAAAACGAUGGGAAACCUGACGAUGGAUGUGAUCGCUUCGUGUGCUUUCGGCACCAAAAUAGAUGUCUAUAACGACCAGAAAACCAAUGAAUUCAUAGUAAACGCUCGCAAAGUAUUUCGUGGAAACGUAUGGAGGAUAUGGGUCUUCAGUAUACUCCUGAGUAUAUCACAGAAACUGAUCCAUUGGACAGGAUUUCAAUUCAUUGAUCCGUCGGCUCAACGAUUCUUUGGUCAAGCGGUUAAGUCUAUUCUGGCGAAACGUAAGUCAGAGAAAGUGCAGCAAAAAGAUUAUCUUCAGCUCAUGAUUAACGCACUGAACCGGAAGAAUGUGGACAACGAUAAGGAACCAGAAGUGGAUGACUUGAAUGAAGACAUCUAUGGAAAGACUCAGUCGAUUGAAAGUAAUAGUAAUAGCAAACCGGGCACCGGGAUCACUGAUGUCGAUAUACUGGCCACGAGUUUUGCAUUCUUUGUGGCCGGAUAUGAGACUACUGGUGCCCUAUUGUCACUAGUAUUCUACAAUCUGGCGCUCAAUGAGAAGUGUCAGCAAAAACUGUACGAAGAAGUGAAUGGUUUGGACGGAAAGUAUGAUUACGAGAGUGUCUCCAAAAUGCCGUAUUUGGAGGCAUGUAUUGCCGAAACACUUCGACUCUACCCUCCAAUCGGUGCCGUCAAUCGAUACGCUUUAGAGGAAUACACUAUCGGUGAUACCGGGCUGACAAUACCCAAGGGAAUGAUGGUUAACUUUGACAUCUAUUCCCUCCAUCACAGUCCUGAGUACUACCCGAACCCAGAGGUCUGGGAUCCCGAGAGGUUUAUGCCGGAGAAUAGGGACCAAUUGACUCCAUACACGUAUAUGCCGUUCGGGACGGGACCCCGAAAUUGUGUGGGAAUGAGGUUUGCAUUAAUGGAGGCCAAGACAGCCGUCGCUCAUUUGGUCCAUAAUGCCGGUCGUCAUAAGUCUCGGCGUUGGAGAUGUCGGUGCGGUUGUCAUCACUACUGCCAACAGUUUCGCAACAAUUUAUUGUGGACUUUGUGUUCACACGUCUUGAUCGCAGACUAUAUAUUGCUUUCGAUGCCAUCGGUUCACUAUAUUGGCGUUCAUCACAAGAUUGAGAGAUAUGUGAGGUUGUGGUCGAGUCAUGGCUUUCCACAAAAACGUCUGUUCCCUCCAUACUAUCAACUAUAG
Molecule: messenger RNA, 1482 nt
Organism: Oppiella nova
Lineage: Eukaryota; Metazoa; Arthropoda; Arachnida; Sarcoptiformes; Oppiidae
Source: the annotation of a GenBank genome assembly